AACGCAUCAGACAUGGCGGACGAAAACGACGAUUUUCUCAAACCAAAGCAUAUUAAAUUCUUCGAGAGGUGUCUCCAGAUCCUCCCCAGUAGAUAUUGUUCGCUGGAUACAAACAGGGAUGUUGGCACUAGGGGGUCAUUAUGUGGGAGGAAGUUAAGCAGGAGUACCUGUAGGAAACCCAAGUGUCUGAGUGGGCGACCACCUAGCUGCAAUAAUGUAGCCCUAUUCGAUUUUUUUUAUUCUGACGUUUUCGGGACAGAGCUACAAUUCCUUAGGAUGUCUAUAAUGGUGCAAAAUGAUUUUGUGAAUAACUGAUAAUAAGCUCCGUGUAAUAGUCCCAAAUGUUGUUUACACUAAAAGGAGUAUCAUCUUUGUGCUUUGGCAUGUCUAAUGAAGGUGUUUUUCAUUCAAUAACAUGUACAGCAUGCACAAUUCUUCGUCUGCUCCACCAUGCUUGUUAUCACAAGAUCUCGUAGGUGGAUCUACUGAAAAACCUAAGCUAAACAUUGACAAUCUGUGCAAAAAUGUAGUUACUCGAGCCACUCCGACAAAGAAAGGAAAAUCAUAUGGUUGCAGAAAGAAUUUACACUCUGCUGUUCGUUUGUUAACUUGAUAUUAAAUCUAAGCCUUUUUAAUACUGAAGAAAUAACUUUCUCCUCCGUACUUGUCCAUUGAUGUAAAUACUACCUUAUUUGGCAUAUGCAAAUAACUUGACAUCGGAAGUUGAAACUUCAGUACAUCAAACAUGGCACAUAAAUAUGAAUCGAGAAAUUGGAAUAUAUCGAAUGUUGAAAACGGUAGAAUAGAGCCUCAUAAAUCUUAAGUUGCAGGUGUAAAUUUAUAUAUUUGUUAUUGACUAAGAAACAUAGAAUAUCAUUUUAUUUACAUAAAGAAAGUCAGGAAAUGUUUAGAAUGAUUGAAAAUGUUGCAGGAGUUAAUCACUCCCCCCCCCCCCCCCCCAAAAAAAAAAUCAGAGAGGGCUACAUUAUUGCAGCAAGCGACCACCUUGCCUUCUCACAUACAACCACUGCCGAUCACGGGGAUCAAACUCGGGUCACAAUGUGAGGAGCAAGAUGACAAUUGCUUUUUUUGCACUCUCCGGUCUUGAUCUCCUGAAUGCUUUGAACAGAAUAGAAAAGGACAAGGAUAAAAUCAUUCAGUGGAUUUAUUCCUUGCAAAUUCUUCCAAAUGAAGAUGGGUCCAACAUUUGUCAGUGUGGAUUUCGAGGUUCAUCAACAAACACAGUCAAUUCUCAGAAAAAGAGGAACGAGUUGAAAUUAGACAGUGGUCAUAUAGCGAUGACUUACACCGCUUUAACUUCGUUGCUCAUUCUUGGAGAUGACUUGGGCAAAGUAAACAAAUUUACAGUGCUGAGUGCAUUACGCAAUCUUCAACAAGAGGAUGGAAGUUUCUGCUGUGUACCGGAAGGAAGUGAAAAUGACAUGCGGUUUGUUUAUUGUGCGGCUUGUAUUUGUUACAUGUUAGAUGACUGGUCAGGGAUGGAUGUGGAAAAAGCUGUGGAAUUCAUACAAAAAAGUCAGGCAGUCUUACGAAGGUGGGAUAGGACAAGGUCCAGACUUGGAGGCUCAUGGUUAGUAUCAGGAGGUUCAACAUUCUGUGCAAUAGCUGCCUUGGCACUUAUGAACAAAUUAAAGACUAGCUUUACUCCUAAACAAUAUAAACGACUACAAAGGUGGUGCAUUAGUCGACAGCAGUCUGGAUUUCAAGGACGACCGAACAAACCUACGGAUACAUGCUACUCAUUUUGGGUGGGAGCCACUCUCAAGCUUAUAGAUGCCUACCAUCUGAGUGAUGCCCAGUGUAACCGAGGGUUCUUAAUGGAGACGCAGGACGCAAUCACAGGAGGGUUUUCUAAAUGGCCAGACCAUACUCCAGAUGCCCUACAUGCCUAUCUAGGAGUGGGUGGGCUGUCCCUGCUGAAGGAGGAGGGUGUUCUAUCCAUGCAUGCUGCAUUAAAUAUCAGUCAACGCGCCAGUGAACAUCUCGACAGCUUACACUCAAAAUGGAAAAAUUAACAAAAUGUAACUUAGGUCUAAAUUAAUCUGAGAUUAACUCAUUUUCUGUGAUCGUUCGACUAUUUUGUAUUAUACAUUUAUCAAUUUUGAUAUAUUUUUCUAUUGUAUAGAAAUACAACUUUUUUAUGUCCAAGUGCAUGUAAACAUUAUUGCCAACAUUUUGAUAUCAGUACGUAUAUGGUAUUCAGUAAAAAUUAUUUGUGAAUCUUGUGAAUAUGAUGUGAAAUGUGAUUCAAUAUAUCAGUUACUAUAAAUUUCAACUAGGGUAUGAAUAUUCAUACAAUUUUUUAACUAUUCUGUGUGAUUAUUGAUAUUGGGUGGAUGAUUAGAGAUUUUGAACAUGUGUACAAUAAGUUUGUUGAAAUAUUUCUGCACAUUUCUUAAUGCUGUUAGAUUGUUUCAAGUCUGAGAUGUCAAUUUGACAAUAACACACACACACACCCACCACCACCACCAAAAAAAAUCUAAAAGGCAAAAUUUUGAAACUAGGAUUAAUGAUUGUGUUCCCUGUUUUUCCAAACAAAAAAGAUUGUCAUGCAAGGAAUAUUUCUUAAAUUGAGACCUUUCAAGCACUACUGCUAUCUACCCAGAGUUAUCGUUCCUGCUACGCUCCACAAAUACCUCUGUCAACGUCUAAAAAGUCUAUCAAAAUGUACUGAAAGUAACUUUAGCAUAUCAAACUGUAAUGAUGAUAUCUAAGCAAAUCAAACAUUUGUCUGAAUUUUUUAAAAGCAGAAAAUGGUAAAUAUGAAACACCUGAGCAAAUUAAAAGGUGUAUAUAAAUAUUCAUUUAAUAUUACUAGAAUAUUCAUGAAAUUCGUUGUUUUUGUGAACCUACUUUAAGAUUUAAAACUUAAAUCUAAAACUUUUAAAAUUAUUAUUUAUUAUACAAUAGGUAAAAGUAAGUUUUGCCAUGAAUCCUGACAUUUAGACGUUGACAUAGGUGUUGUAGCGGAGCAUAAUACGCCCUCUGGUGAGAGAUUGGUAUUGCUGUAAUACUGAGACUCCAUAUUUAAUAAUUUUAUUGUAACUGUUGAAAAAUACACAGAAACAUACUCCCUGAAUCAAAACUCUUUGAUAGAGAUUAUGAUUAAAUUUCUGACAAUGUUUCAGAAAAUGACCUGUGUGUGUGUUGUAUAUAAUCCUGUUUUUGUAUCAUCUGAUUUGUGUAAUACGUGCAAACAUUUCAGCACCAUCUUUGAACGUAUGGUGUAGGCCUUUGUGUAUAAGAUGUUGUUUGAACGGAAUGAAUAAUAUGGUAUCAGUUUAAAGUGUGUGUGGACGAGUUUCCUUCAGAUGUUAAAAAGUAAAACAAUUUUAAACUAACUAAAGUCUGACAGAAAUAAAAACUUGUGCUGGUUUAAAGUGAAUUGUGCAUUCGAAUAUAUGUACGUACUUAUUUUUAUUAAUAAAUAUGAAUCUUUGAA
Messenger RNA from Ostrea edulis (European flat oyster), 3463 nucleotides. RefSeq names its product geranylgeranyl transferase type-1 subunit beta-like. The transcript has 10 exons. The record is from RefSeq and is a predicted model, not a curated record. Gene Ontology annotation, molecular function: CAAX-protein geranylgeranyltransferase activity. NCBI's taxonomy places the organism in Eukaryota, Metazoa, Mollusca, Bivalvia, Ostreida, Ostreidae. Gene Ontology annotation, cellular component: CAAX-protein geranylgeranyltransferase complex. Bases 1074 to 2036 code for a protein of 320 amino acids. Gene Ontology annotation, biological process: protein geranylgeranylation.